Zootoca vivipara (common lizard) is the source of this 10699-nucleotide messenger RNA. RefSeq names its product IQ motif and Sec7 domain ArfGEF 2 (gene IQSEC2). Gene Ontology annotation, biological process: actin cytoskeleton organization; regulation of ARF protein signal transduction. The record is from RefSeq and is a predicted model, not a curated record. Lineage: Eukaryota; Metazoa; Chordata; Lepidosauria; Squamata; Lacertidae. Gene Ontology annotation, molecular function: guanyl-nucleotide exchange factor activity.
GGCAGGAUGGUGGCCGUAGCCCGGCAGCCCUCGGCGGGCCGCGGGGCGGGUCCGUAGCUGGUGCGGGGUGGUGCCCUUUGCCGCGAUCGGGAGCCGGAGGCGCCGGGCGCCGGGCGCCGCGCCAAGCGCCCGCGCGCCCCUCUUCCUCUCGCUCUCCAUGGACGGGGGAGCGGGGGGCGGCCCCGGGGUGCCCGGCUCGGAGAGCCCCAACCGGGCCGUGGAGUACCUGCUGGAGCUCAACAACAUCAUUGAGAACCAGCAGAAGCUGCUGGAGACGCAGCGGCGCCGGAUCGAGGAGCUGGAGGGGCAGCUGGAGCAGCUGAGCCAGGAGAACCGGGACCUGCGCGACGGCGAGAGAGAUCGAGAGCGGCACCGGGACCGCGACGGGCAGUACCACCACAAGGAGAGAGAGAGCCACUACCAGAACCGCGCCGACCGGGACGGGCAGUAUCAGAACCGGGAGAACCGAACGGACCGUGAUGUUCAGUACCCGAACCGUGCAGACCGCGAGAGCCAGUACCAAAGCAGAGCGGACCGGGAAGGGCAGAACCCGUAUCCGAACCGGGACAAGGAGCGAGAGCUACAGCACUAUGGAAACCGGGACGGGCAGUACCAGAACCGGGAGAGCCACUACAGGGAACCUUGCCAGCUGCAUCGAGAGCGGCCCCCGCAGUGCCACCCCGCUCGGGAGAAGGAGCACGAGUACCCUCGGCCCCCCCGGGAAAGGGAGAGGGGGCAGCUGAGCCGGGGAGCGUCCCGGAGUUCCAGCCCGGGAGCCGGAGGGGGCCACAGCACCAGCGCCAGCACCAGCCCAGCCACGACUCUGCAGAGAAAGUCGGAUGGGGAAAAUUCAAGAAGUGUCAGCGUGGAAGGAGACCCGUCUGGAAGUGAGGCAGGCACUAUUAUAGUGGACAGCCUGGGCAGUCAACCUCCCUAUCGUUGUGCCCCUGAGGUGACCAAGAUUGAGCACUACAAUUUGGCACCCUCUUCAUCGUCCUCCUCUGUCUGUCACACUCCAUCACCAGGCAUACCGUGGGCUCAGCGGGCUCGGCUGCAGCCAGCCAGUGUGGCGCUGAGAAAGCAGGAAGAGGAAGAGAGCAAGCGUUCCAAGGCACUGUCAGACAGCUAUGAGCUCUCGACAGACCUCCAGGACAAAAAGGUGGAGAUGCUGGAGCGGAAGUAUGGGGGCUAUUUCCUGAGCCGACGAGCAGCUCGCACCAUCCAAACAGCCUUUCGCCAGUAUCGCAUGAACAAGAAGUUUGAGCGUCUGCGAAGCUCGGCAUCUGAGAGCCGCAUGUCACGGCGCAUUAUCCUCUCCAACAUGCGAAUGCAGUACUCCUUUGAGGAGUAUGACAAGGCCCAGAAUGCCCCUUACUUUGAAGGCAAGCCAGCCUCACUGGAUGAGGGGACCAUGGUCGGUGCUCGACCUCAUCUGCUGGACCAUGGCCUACCCUAUGGUGGCUCCUGUCGGGCUGGCUUGGAUGGCAGCUCCCUGCAUUCCUCUUCUGGAGGCUUUUGCAAUGACAUCACUGAGCUAGAGGACUCCUUCUCCAAGCAGGUGAAGUCUUUGGCAGAGUCGAUUGAUGAAGCCUUGAACUGCCACCCACUGGGACAGGAGGGAGGGGCUGGCGGACCUUCCUUGGAAAAGAGCGAGUCCAAGGAGCAGCAGGGUGACAGUGCGGCCACUUCCUUCAGUGAUGUAACGCUGUACCUGGAUGAAGGAGCUCCCACCUCACCCAUCUCUCUGGAGCGCCCACCCAGCACUGAGCCACCUGAGCCCACCACAGUGCCAAUCCCACCACCCCCACGGCCAGAGUACUGGGGUGGGCCGCAGCGAGAGGACAGCCGCGAGAACGGUGGCAGCCGGCGCAGCACGCCUUGUAUGGAAUGCAGGGACUACCGACUGCGCGGGGCCCACCUCCCGUUGCUCACCAUCGAGCCUCCCAGCGACAGCUCAGUGGAUCUAAGCGACCGCUCCGAUCGAGGUUCUCUCAAUAGGGGCCUCAUAUUUGAGCAAGACGGUUGCAGUCCCCACGGCACCCUCAAGCACCCUGGCGGACCCACCCGUUCCCCACACCCACACCGGCAUUAUCACCCUGAACAAAACCAGCCACCCCCACCUCUGCCUAUACCGCCCCCUCAAGUCCCUGGGCGCCUGCCCCCACCUCCACCGCCGGACAACUCUGAUGGGGACAACGACAGCCUCAACAGCACCACCAACUCCAACGAGACCAUCAACUGCAGCUCAGGCUCCUCCUCCCGCGACAGCCUGCGCGACCCUCCCCCGCCUGCCCCAGCCGCCUCCUCGGCUCCCGGGGGCCCCUGCAAACAGACCUACCAGCGGGAGACACGGCACAGCUGGGACUCUCCGGCCUUCAACAACGAUGUUGUGCAGCGUCGCCAAUACCGCAUCGGCCUCAAUCUCUUCAACAAGAAACCAGAGAAGGGAAUCCAGUAUUUGAUUGAGAGAGGCUUCCUGUCAGACACACCGGUUGGCGUGGCACGCUUUAUCCUGGAGCGGAAAGGGCUGAGCCGGCAGAUGAUUGGUGAAUUUCUUGGUAACCGGCAAAAGCAGUUCAACCGGGACGUACUGGAUUGCGUGGUAGACGAGAUGGACUUCUCCAACAUGGACUUGGAUGAUGCUUUGCGAAAGUUCCAGUCUCACAUUCGGGUGCAAGGCGAGGCACAGAAAGUGGAGCGCCUCGUUGAGGCCUUCAGCCAGCGCUACUGUGUGUGCAAUGCCCCCUUGGUGCGCCAGUUCCGGAAUCCAGACACUAUCUUCAUCUUGGCUUUUGCCAUCAUCCUUCUUAAUACCGACAUGUACAGCCCCAGUGUCAAGGCGGAGAGGAAGAUGAAGCUGGAUGACUUCAUCAAAAAUUUGCGAGGGGUAGAUAACGGCGAGGACAUUCCCCGUGACCUACUUGUAGGGAUUUACCAGAGAAUUCAGAGUCGGGAGCUGCGCACCAAUGAUGACCACGUAUCUCAGGUCCAAGCAGUGGAGCGAAUGAUUGUGGGCAAAAAGCCGGUUCUCUCUUUGCCCCACAGGCGCCUGGUUUGCUGCUGCCAGCUGUAUGAGGUCCCUGACCCCAACCGGCCACAGAGGCUUGGGCUACACCAGAGGGAGGUCUUCCUCUUCAAUGAUUUGUUAGUGGUGACAAAGAUAUUCCAGAAGAAGAAGAUCCUUGUGACAUACAGUUUCCGCCAGAGCUUCCCUCUUGUUGAGAUGCAGUUGCAGCUCUUUCAGAAUUCAUAUUACCAGUUCGGGAUUAAACUGCUCUCAGCUGUUCCCGGUGGGGAGAGGAAAGUCCUGAUCAUCUUCAAUGCCCCCAGCCUGCAGGAUCGGUUGCGCUUCACCAGUGACCUGCGGGAAUCCAUUGCUGAAGUGCAAGAGAUGGAGAAGUACCGUGUGGAAUCGGAGCUAGAGAAGCAAAAAGGAGUGAUGCGCCCCAAUGCCUCCCCCUCAUCUGGGCCCAAGGAUGCAGUGAAUGGGACCCUGACUCGCAGUAGCCUGGAGGAUGCCUACACUGUGGGAGAAGGGCUGAAGCGCAGUGCCCUCAGCAGCUCCCUUCGUGACCUCUCUGAUGCUGGCAAGCGGGGCCGCCGUAACAGCGUGGGAUCCUUGGACAGCACAAUUGAAGGGUCUAUUAUUAGCAGCCCACGCCCCCACCAGAGAGUACCACCGCCUCCCCCUCCUGAGGAGUACAAACCCCAGCCUCGGCCCCCCUCAAACUCGUCGUCCUUCCUGGGCUCCCUUUUUGGCAGCAAGCGUGGGAAGGGCCCCUUUCAGAUGCCCCCUGGCCAGGCCUCAGCCUCCUCCUCCUCAGCCUCUUCCUCUCACCACCACCCUCAUCACAGCCACCCGUCCCUCCUGGAUGGCAGCCAGUCCAAGCUGCAGGCCCUCCAUGCCCAGUACUGCCACGGCCCCUCUGCCCAGCCCCCUCCUCCCUACCCUCAGCAGCCCCCUCCUCCCCAGCAGCCAGCCCCACCCCCACCCCCUCUAGCCCUGCCCUCCAAUCCCCUGCCUCCCCAGGUCCAGCGCUACCACCACUCCCAGCAGCCCCCGCUUUCCGCCCCACCACAGAAGCAGGCGGUCCCGGCUUUCCCCACCCCACAGCCUCACCACCACUACACCCUCGGCCGGCCUGUCCAGCAGAAACGUGCCCACCAGAUGGCUGCUGCUGCUGCUGCCUCCCAGCACCCCCCUUUCCUCCAUGGGCGCCAGCCCACCUCGCCGCUGCCCCUUUACAGCCCUGCCCCCCAGCAUGCCCUGGCGCACACUUACCCUCAGCAGCUGCAUCAGUCUGGGGUCAGUGGGCAGCAGCACACCCUGCAUAGGCCCCAGGCCCCAAAGCACUUUAUCUUCAGCCACCACCCUGCCCAGCUCAUGCAGCGGCCGCCUCCGCCUCCCGGCAUGGGGCCCUACCCUGGACACCAUGGCCACCCUGUGCAUCCUGCUCAGCAGCACCAUGGCCAGCCUCCGAUGCCCCCUCCCCAUUCCCCCAUCCCCCCGCACCCUUCCUACCCACCCCUCCCACCUCCCUCCCCUCACACGCCCCUCAGUCCCCACUCUCCAGCUGCCCCCACCUCCCCACUGCCCCAGCACAUCACCAUGCACCAGGGGGGCCCUCAAGCCAUGCCCUCCCAAGGGCCUCCCAACCCAAAACAGAAGCCAGUGAACAGAAUCAGCACCGUCGUGUGAGGAACACCGACACCACGGAGUUGAUAGGUUAUAAAUAUAUAAAUAUCAGAGCUCGGGGCUUCUCCCAUCAUAGCUGUGAGGUGGUCAGGAGGGGUGGGGCCCAGUGGGUGUCUAGACCUUUUUGGCCAGUCCCCUUCUUCCUCCCCACUCCAUACCCCAUCCCUCUUUUUCCUAGGAUCAGAACUGAGAGAGGGCAUCCUUCCAACCAAUGCCUCGGAAAGGAAGAAAUCGGGAUCUGCAACCCCAUUCGUGGCCUGAGGGUGGCGCUACUUAGCGCUUGGGCUUUUCUGUUUCCUUCGUGUCAGAAAAUGGGGUGUUUGAGGACUAUGCGGCAACUUUUCAGAGACGUGCUGAAAACAUGAGGUGCAAGAGAGGGGGAAUCUCUUCCGCAUUUGUGCAGCCAUUGUGGUCUGUUGUCCCACAGAGUGUUUCCCCUUGGACUCUCCCCUAAAUGUGCUGCAGAUGGAGAUGGUAUGGUGUAUGUAUACCUCAUUCAUGCAAACAGCAUACGAAGCAGUAAAACUGUUUCCAGGUGGUCUAAAAAACCAGAUGCCAGGGAAGAUUCCCACCUCUCUUCCCUGAUAUGCUAGCUGGGGGAGGGGGGCAUUUGGCAGUGCAGUUUCCCCCUGCAGUUCAAAGUGGAACAGUCCAGGAACAGUUUAAUUGCACCAUCUGCUGUUUUUGUGCAAAGCAAGUCAGACAUGCUAGUGCCAGGGACAACUUGUGCACUUUGAAGGCAUAAGAAUAAGCUGUAGAGUGGAACUUGAAUGGCUGAUACUUCUUUUUUGCUCCUGGUGUUUGACUCUGCACCAGCAUUUGCCCACCUACACUAUGUCUCUGUGAAAUGUUAGCCAAGUAGCAGGCAGUCCCCCAUGGCUGCCUUCUGUGUGUCUUGUUUACAUAGCAGGUGCCAUUUAUCAGACCUGCCCAAAGAGCAUUAUUUCAGCUCAGAAGGAUGACCGAAGGAGAGCCUCUUGCUCCCCACUCCCCGUCUAACUUAAAAUAUCUGACUGCUCCAGUUUUUAAUAGCUGUGAAUGAAUGGUAGCAAAUGGCCAUGGCGAAUAUUGAAAACAGAGCAGCAAAUUAAAGGUGGGUAUGUUCCAGAGCAGGGUUUCCCAAACUUGGGUCUCCAGCUGUUGUUGGACUACAACUUCCAUCAUUCCUAGCUAGCAGGCCCAGAGGUUAGGGAUGAUGGGAGUUGUAGUCCAACAAUGGCUGGCGACCCAAGUUUGGGAAACCCUGUUCUAGACCCACAGUUCUGUUUGCAGCUAAUUCCCCACUUGGGGUUUGUUGCCACAAAAGGCUAAGCAAGCUUUGCUACUGUAUUGAACUCUUGAUUGAUCGUCUAAAGGAACUGGCUGAGGCCCAGUUCACACAACCUAGGAACCGCUUCUCUGCCACUUCUUUCAGGCUGCCCUGAUAAGCAUUGUGAUGAUGAGUCUGCUGGAGAAGCUGCUACUGCCGUACUCCCAGCCACUGUUAAGUGGGCCAUAGACACGCAUCCAGGCCAAUGGCUCUUCUGCCACAACAGCAGCAGUUCUUAAAGCUGUCUCUAGCAUGACUUAUUUUUUAAAAAGCAACGCUCAGUCCAUCUAAAGCACUAUUUCCAUUCGUUUCUCAGGGCUCAGCCCUGAACAUCCCCAGUCAAUUGAAGAUGGGAAUGUAGUAACUCUCAGCUAUACAAAGAGGGGCAAAAAUAGUUACCAGGUCUCUCUUUUUUAAAGCCAUGUGGGCUCCUGGGCUUGACGUAAGCAUGUAGUGGUUGCAUGGAAGAGAAGCCUUGCUCUGUGCCAGCAGAGUCUGGCACUUUUUAUCUUUUUUUUUGCAGGUGGGAGCAAUGCCUCCCUUAUCCAGGUGCUCCUGUUUGUGUCCACCUUGCCUACCAAGUGGCAGGGGUGGGGAGCGGAGAGAAGAGAAGAGUCAGCAAGGAAGGGCAGCUGCAGGCAGAUCCCUUGCUUCACAGUGAAAGGCACUGCAAACGCCUUGUGGGCCAGUGUGCCCUGGCACAGGGCCUGCACAGAUUGCUUCUCUCCUUUCCUCCUCCCCAAGCCUUUUAAUGUUUUGCUGCCUGGAUGCUUCCAGCAUGCUUUCUCCCCACCCCUGCUUGGUGGCAUCUGUGGUGGUCACCAGGGGUUUUAUCUUUCUGAGGGAUAGUUUUUCAGUUUUAUAAAGUAGCUUUUUCCACUUCUCUGCCUGUUGGCUUGUUCUGUAGGAGGGAAUGGAGACGGGGGCUUUGGUGCUCCUGGGCAUUUUGCAGAAAGGAGGCUCUCCUUUUUAGUUUGCACCGAGUUUAUGAGUUUCUGCUGUUUACAAGGAAGGAAGGAAGGAAGGAAGGAAGGAAGGAAGGAAGGAAGGAAGGAAGGAAGGAAGGAAGGAAGGAAGGAAGGAAGGAAGGAAGGAAGGAAGGAAGGUAAUAUGUAGAGCAGGGCAGAUCAUCAGUAUUUUGGGGAAACUUGGGAAGGAAUCUGUCUUGCCCUCUCAGUUCUUAUUCACAAAGGGCUAUUCUUACUCCCUUCCCACCCCUAUCAUGGGGUUUGCACUGAAAACAUUUUAAAAGGGUGGGGGGGUGUUAUAUAUUCUCUGGAUAAAUUCCCUCACUGAACUGCAUAGAGAGGAAUAUAGGGUGUAAUUGUCUCCUCCCACCCAGUUUGUUCUUUUAUCCUAGGGUGUUUCUCUGCCUGCCAAGAGGGGAGAGAAACUACCACUGCCACACACACUGGUUCCUCGGGAGCUUAGAUGCACUUUAACCCCCUACUUCCUCAUUCCUUUGCUUCUAGAAACAGAUGGGAUCCCGUUUUUCCUGUCCCAAACCAAGCUAAUGGAGCCCAUCCAGGCCUAACCUUUCCUCUCACUCUCCCUUUCCUAAAGACAUUCCCUUGAGCCACCACCCUCCCCAGUCUAGUCCGACUCCUAGGUGUGGGUGUUUUGACUCUGGGCAAAGGGAUAUGGAGGUAGGCUCAAGGGUGCCAGAGGAUGAUUUCAAAACAUGAGAGUUACAGUGCCUCGUCUGUAUAUUUUUAAGGAGAUGCUAUGAAUGUUGGUGGAAGAAAUUAUUUUACAUUUUAAAGUAGUGCUUCUGAUAGUGGAAGCACACUAUUUUUCUAAGUAGAAAAGUGGAGGCCCAGCCAGAAUAGUGAUGGGCAAUGGAUGACCCUCUCUGAAGGCAGGCUCUUCUUUCUGCAGUGUGUGAGCAGAAGGACCCAGCUUCAGAGGCAGCAAAAGCUGGAACCUUAUAGGAACCAGAAUUAUUGAAUAAAUCUAAUUGUUUCUGCACAUUACACAUGCGUUUCCUCAAGUCAUGCCCGUGUGUCACAUCAACCAGUUUUAGGAAUAACCACUCAACAAGAGCAGGCAGGAUUUCAGGCCUCUAGCUCUUUGGAGGAUGGGGAAAAAUAAUCACAGAGGACCAGUUAAGGAACGGUUUUAGGAGGCUCACUGACUUUCAGCCUCCAUUCCUCAUCUUCUCCAUCCUCCGCUAAUUGACUCCACAGCCUUGGAGGAACUGAGGAGUCCUGCCUGUACUGCGAGGAGGUGGUGGUGGUGGUGGUUGUCGCCCUGCUGUAGUUGCUCCCAGUUGCAUCCUGCAGGGCUUGGGCUCCCUUCUCCUUCCUUCCUUCCUUCCCUCCCUCCCCCCAUACUCCAUAUCAGAUCUUCCCACCCUUUGCCCUCCCCCCAGCAUGCACUUUAUCCCUACCCUGCACUGCACUUCCUGUGUUGGGUUUGUUGCUGUACAGAGAUUCCUGUGUAUAUAUUAUAUAUUAUAAAUAGCAACCUCUUAAGAGAGGAGGGGGUGUGUGGGCUCCAGCCCAUGUAUUUUCUGCAGCAUGGGCCACCCCCUGCCCUUUCUCCCAGAGUUCAUGGCUGGAAGACUCCAAACUGACUGCAUUUUAUUUUUAUUUUGUUUCUUGCUGUCUCCCACCCCCUCACCUCUGGUCCACUUUGUACAUAAGAAACUGUAUAUUUGAUGCUUCAUAAAUUGACCAAAUGUCCUUGCUGUGUGAAAGGAUGUCUUGUGUGUUAUUUUAAGAUUACUGGGCAUUUUGGGGGGAGGGAUGGGAAACAGAGCAGUGGUCCUGCAGCAGAGUUCCUCCUUGUUCCAUAAACCAGCCUAGUGCUCUCUGGAGCUAGUAGUAUUUUCCCACCUGGCGUAUACUGUUUCAGAGUGUAGAGGAGAUGUGCAUAGUUCACAAGAGCCUGCCAGGGCAGCAGGAGCACCACAGAAACAGCAGGCUUUCUCCAAAGCUGUACAUUUACCAUAAAUUCAGUAUGACAGGUAGCCACAGAGUACUGACUACUGCUAGAGGGCGAGUCACCUUUUGUUUAACCUUUCUAAUCCUUGUGACUGGAAAUAAGCUAUGUGAGUGUUGAGACAUUCAGUCUUUUGACUUAAUUUAGAACUCAUUUUUCAUCAAGCUCUUUCUUCUCAGCCUCUUUGUACACCAUACAUACAAAUAAAAACCAUCAGCACAUUUGUAACAGUACACAAGUUUAUUCCAGGAAACUAGCAGGCGAAGCCUGGGUCCUAUGUGGCUCAGAGGUGCAUGCAAACUUGGGGUUGUGUAGAAGUUGUGCCUCCCCUUUCCUGCCAACUAGGACUGGGAUAGUGCCCCCAAAUAUGUGGCACUAUUGCACAUAACUCCUGGAAAAAGAUAAGGCUAGAUCUCCCUCUAAAGCAACAGUUGAUGUCCCACCUCUAUAGUUUUGACUGUCUUCAAAGUUACCUGUGCCCAUUUCUCUACCUAGCCAGCACCAACCACUUUCAGGGUGGUAAUAAAGAUUAAAGACAUUCAGCAGCUGAUCCACAUACACACCACUGUCUGCUUAGUGCUCAGGCAGACACACAUAAACAAAUUGCUUCACUUCAUAUUUUUAGCAAAUGCACCAACAUUUGGGGAUGAAGGAAAGCUCUCCUGCACUUAGGACAAAAGCUGCCAAGAAUGAAGACUGGCCCAAACCAGCAAUGACUCAAGGAUAUAGCUGUGGAGAGAAGGAAUUCAAAAUGUGGAUAAAAACAGCAAUUUAAUACCGACUGGACUAGCAAGGCUGGAAAUGCAUGAAUGACCAACGAGGCAGUGGAUGAGGACUGGCCUUCAGUUCAGCACAGAGAUGCUGGCUCCACAGUGUUACCAGCCAAAUGCUCAACUAGACAGGCUCUCGCUCUGGGCCAGAACCAAAAAGGGCUCAAGACCUCUCUGCUCCAGAAGGCUCAGAAAUGAAUGCUGGCAUGGCUCUGGGUGAAUGGGACUCGUGGGUUGGAGCCAUCAGAAGCAGUGGGUUCCCCUCACCAGAGCUGAGUCUCACGGAUUUCUGAGAUAGUUUGGCUGGCUUUUUGCAAUGCCUGUAAGAGAAGAAAAUACCUUGCUGAGUGAUUAAUAGAUGUUCUAAUGCCAUCUUUCAACCCAAACGGGCUGGGCUUUCAAGGUAGUGGUGCCAGAGCAUGGGCACUAGUCUGACUCUGAAGGCAAGGGCUUCAUUUGAGAAGAGCCAGUUCUCCUGGAUAUAGGCUGUUUUAAAAGUUUUCAAAAGCCAGAGAAGCAGCGCAGUUCUUUCAGUAUUUUGAGAAACCUAAAAGUAAGAAACUGUGCUGCUGAGCCAAAGAGAACUUUCCCCAUCUCCUGUGAGUAGCUCCUAAAUUCUAUCCAAGGAGUCUUGCCCUCGUCCCCUCACCUUGAGCAUAUUGGCAGCCUCAUUGCGUUGCUGAGCCAUGUCCUCAGACUCUGUCAGCAAUGUGUCAAGGAGCUGUGGCUUGUACAACUGGCCCACGAGUUCACUCUGAAGGUGGUCUUUGACGUAGUUCACCAGGAAAUGCAUCACUGUUUUGGGGACACUACAGGGUGGAAAGCAGAGAUAUCUUUUCAUAUAAAGCUUGUGAGAUCUUGCAGACAUCCGAGGCCUACAAUUCCCUUCUUGCCCCAACCUUACCUCCCCUGCUUGGCCCUACAGGGCUAGGUAGAUCCAUCACUGUGGACCAACAGCUGCUACUUACCCAAUUACAUAAU